UUCAAUCUUGUUUAAUUCAUUUAAUUAAUAAAAGUUCAACACAUUCAAUUAAUCGUAUUCGAUUAGCAACAAGUCAACCGAAUUUAAUAACAAUAUCUCCAUCAGAUAAUGAUUCUUUAUUAGCAUAUACAAAUCAAUCUCAAUCUAUAUGGAAUCAUUCAUUACAGCAGCAAUCAUCAAUAUUAACUCUUGUUAAUCCUCAACAACCUUUAUUAGCUAAUUCAACUCGAACAAUACGUUUAUGGUUACAUGCAUCACACUUAGCUGGUGAAAUGAAUGUUGAUUUUCUAUUUCUUUAUGAAUCCGAUGUUUUUCAACAACCAUUAAGACAUCGAACGAUAAAACAUUCAUCAUUAUUUAUAAUUACACAUUCCAUUGGUUUCAAUACACAAUCACAAUCAUCAGGACUUGGUGAACUUGUUGUACCUGUUCAAAUCGAUAAUUUAAUGGCUACACCAAAUAAUUUAAAUAUUGACGUUCAACAACUUUCCUGUAUUAGUAAACAAUGGAACAUUCAAAAUCUUUCACCUGUAUCAAAGAAUUCUAUUCGUUAUGGUGAAAGUUUAUCUCUUCUAUUUAAAUGUACACACAAACAAAAUGAUAAUGAUUCCUUACAAAUGAAACAUAUUUAUCUAUCAAAUGAUGAAACAAUGAAAGAUAAAUAUAUUGAUAUUAGUCAAAAUCCAAUCAAUGAUUUUUUUUGUCAUUUUAUUUCAAAUAUUGACCCUAUACAAUCAACACAUCGUCAAAAAUCUAUAAAUUCUCCAACAACAACAAUUCCUCCAGUAUCGCUUGUGCUUCUUUGGCAAAUUGCUACUGCAAAUCAAUUAGGUCAAAUUGAAAUUCGUCAUGGUUUACAUAUGCUUUCACCAUCUAUUGAUAUUCCUAAUCAAGAACAAGAAGUAAAUGAUACAAUACAAUAUGAAUUAAUUUAUCCUCCAAUAAUUGAACAUAAAUUUACGAAAACAUUAUUUUUACCAGUUCAAUUAAAAUUAUUUAAUCGAACAAAUGAACAAAUACAAUUACAAUUACAAUUAACUAGAUCAACAUAUGAUAAUGAUCCAUAUUUCACAUCAUGUUGUUUAUGGUCUGGUAUGACAGAACAAUUUAUGAAUUUAUCAGCAAAUGAACAGUUAUCAUUAAAUUUACGUGCAUGUUUUUUUAAACCAGGAUUUUAUUCAUUGGGAAAUAUAACAUUAGCAAUUAUUGAUAAAAUUAAUUCGACAACUAUACCGAUCAAAUCAAAUACACAUCAUUAUUUUGUUGAUAUACGAACAUCACCAUCAUCAUCAUCAUAA
This is a messenger RNA of Adineta steineri, 1298 nucleotides long. Lineage: Eukaryota; Metazoa; Rotifera; Eurotatoria; Adinetida; Adinetidae. The record is from the annotation of a GenBank genome assembly.